Molecule: messenger RNA, 1866 nt
Organism: Lasiodiplodia theobromae
Lineage: Eukaryota; Fungi; Ascomycota; Dothideomycetes; Botryosphaeriales; Botryosphaeriaceae
Product: P-loop containing nucleoside triphosphate hydrolase protein
Exons: 2
Coding region: 1-1866 (621 amino acids)
Biological process (GO): apoptotic process; negative regulation of toll-like receptor 9 signaling pathway
Source: RefSeq, a predicted model, not a curated record
AUGACUUCCAAAUAUGGUUCUGAGCCGUCUUCCGAUCUCGACGAGCGAUCUCCGCAUUCUCCGGGUAACCCUAGUCGCCAAUCACGCAUCCAAAAUAUUUCGCAUCGGGUUAAGAAGAAGACCAAGAAAGUACUACACGUCGACAAUACGGAGGGCCUGGUGCGCGCUAAGGAUAGUGACGACUUCGACGACGUUGAGGCCAACCCUGCGUUCAACCCCCAAAAGGUCUUUCAGAAACCCGUCAGCGUUGGCGACGCUCUCCACCAGGCCAAGGAUGGCGCCCAAACUCUGGCUCGGGUCGUCGUUCAUCCCAAGGACUCUGCAAAGCGGAAAGCUGCCGCCAAGCUAGCCGCCCCGGAGCAGCCAUUCUUGUCACAGCAGGCCGACAAGGUGCUUUUGGAUGCCCAUGAUCGGCUAGAAGCUGCGCGCAAGAGUUCGGACGGCGACGAUGAGGAUAACGCCGAGGCGUACGAAGAGGAGGUCCAAAGCCUACAGGCGCAAAGAGAAAGCCUGAGGGUUGCGUGGACGACAAGCAGAUUCGUUCAUCGCGUGCGUGUCGUGCCCGCCCAGUAUAUUGAGCACCCUCGUUUCAAAGACGUCGAAAUCCGAGAUUCCGACGGGGCAUACGUUGGGACAGAUUGGACCAAGUUUUGGGGAAACUGCUGCCUUUACGCCACUCAAGAUUACCAUGCCCUCGGAAGCGAUGCGUUAGAUCAAACGGCCUUUAGUCGUCACCUUCUAAUUGAGCACUUGGAGCGCAUUUUAAUGGCAUCCGCACCCUGGCAGUCAUACUUCCUGAAGCUACGGGGGAUAUACCUCUGGGAAAACCCUAGGAAAUCUGGGAGAUGGAUGGCAAUUUUCGUCUUCCUCUGGUGGGCCGACUAUGUCUUCUCCUUUAUCCUCCUCUGGUGUGUAUUCAUCGUACUUCGGAGUAGGUACAGUCAACGCUCCAUCAAGUCGCUUCGCGAAUCGCACGAGCGGGUCAUGGACCAGGGAGCUACGGCCUUCAAGAUUAGCGAGCUCAUCCAUCGCCACGGUCCUGGAGAGUGGUUGGACCCGCUGAUUGACGAAAUUGGUCCUCGAGCUCAGCUACAGCUCAAUGACCUCGCCGAUCAUCUUGAGAGGAUGCAGAAUUUCUACGACUGGAAGUUUCCCGAGCGGACAUGGGCCACGUUGUUCUGCAUUGCCUGCGCAAUUCUCCUCGGCGUCCUCACGCCGACCGCUUUCUCGAUGAGAGUGCUGACUUUUGUGGCAAUCUGGUGGUUCUUCAUGGGGAGACCAGUUGCGAGCCAUUACCCACGAUUCAGACGAGCCGUCUCCCCUGUGUCAUAUGUGUUCUGGGGCCUUCCGACGCACGCCCAAUGGUCUUUUCGCUACCUGAGCAACCAAGCCCAGCGGAUGCGUGCGCGAACUGCGGAGCGAGCAGCAGAAAGUGGCCAUAGCAUGGAGCAGUCCGUUGUCGAAGAAAACAACGAAGUCUUUGUAGAUGCACCAUCAUUUCCUGGCGAAUACGUAAACUUUCUGACUUUUCGGUGCCGUUAUCACGGUAUUCCGGCUCGUCUUGCCAUUUCAGCAAGCGGCAUUUCGCUGAUUCGCUUGUUCCCGGCAAAGCAGCUGUGGUCGCGUCAUUUUUACGAAAUCAGCGAAAUGCGGAAAACCUCGGGGUCGGCACUGGGUCGCGGUCUUCGUAAGGUGGUCGAGGGAAAGACAUUGGAGUUUGCCUUUAUCGACGGAGAGAUGGAUCAGAUCGAAGCAGUCAGGCGGCGGGACGAGGCAUUUAACAGCAUCAUCGGCUUCUCGAAUCUCAUGUGGCAAAUGCUGGACCCUGCCGAAGGAACAAACGAGCAAGAGGUCGAGGGCGGUUAA